Messenger RNA from Pongo pygmaeus (Bornean orangutan), 2433 nucleotides. It is a transcript of the gene BLK, whose product is annotated as BLK proto-oncogene, Src family tyrosine kinase. Gene Ontology annotation, biological process: protein phosphorylation. Gene Ontology annotation, molecular function: protein binding; protein tyrosine kinase activity; ATP binding. NCBI's taxonomy places the organism in Eukaryota, Metazoa, Chordata, Mammalia, Primates, Hominidae. The record is from RefSeq and is a predicted model, not a curated record. The transcript is spliced from 14 exons. Bases 220 to 1932 code for a protein of 570 amino acids.
AGGAUCUGAUCACAGACCGGGGGUGCCGCCACCUCUGUCUGCUGCCGACAGGAAGCCACAAGCCAUGAAAACUGAUUGAGAUGAGAAGAAUUCAUCUGGGACUGGCUUUUGCUUUAGGAUGGUGUUGGAAGUUGCUCAUUGUCGCUAGAAGCCUGCUCCACUGUAAGGGUGUCAGGAUCUGAAGAGCUAUGGUGAAACACCACUGAAGCAUUGCCAAGGAUGGGGCUGGUGAGCAGCAAAAAGCCGGACAAGGAAAAGCCGAUCAAGGAGAAGGACAAGGGCCGAUGGAGCCCCCUGAAGGUCAGCGCCCAAGACAAGGACCCCCCGCCACUGCCGCCCCUGGUUGUCUUCAACCACCUUACUCCUCCACCGCCCGAUGAACACCUGGAUGAAGACGAGCAUCUCGUGGUGGCUCUGUAUGACUACGCCGCUAUGAAUGAUCGGGACCUGCAGAUGCUGAAGGGGGAAAAGCUACAGGUCCUGAAGGGAACUGGAGACUGGUGGCUGGCCAAGUCACUCGUCACGGGAAGAGAAGGCUAUGUGCCCAGCAACUUUGUGGCCCGAGUGGAAAGCCUGGAAGUGGAAAGGUGGUUCUUUAGAUCACUGGGCCGGAAGGAGGCCGAGAGGCAGCUUCUUGCUCCAAUCAACAAGGCCGGCUCCUUUCUUAUCAGAGAGAGUGAAACCAACAAAGGUGCCUUCUCCCUGUCUGUGAAGGACGUCACCACCCAGGGGGAGCUGAUCAAGCACUAUAAGAUCCGCUCCCUGGAUGGAGGGGGCUACUACAUCUCCCCCCGGAUCACCUUCCCCUCGCUCCAGGCCCUGGUGCAGCACUAUUCUAAGAAGGGGGAUGGUCUGUGCCAGAGGCUGACCCUACCCUGUGUGAGCCCGGCCCCGCAGAACCCCUGGGCCCAGGAUGAAUGGGAGAUCCCCCGGCAGUCUCUCAGGCUGGUCAGGAAACUCGGGUCUGGACAAUUCGGCGAAGUCUGGAUGGUCUUGAGAGGGAGCGAGGACAGAGGCGAGGACACCCAUUUUACAGAGAAGGCAGUGGAGGUACAGAGCCGCGUUGUAACAGCUGGGGCCGCUUAUGGUGGUGGCAGAGCAGGAACAGAAUCCAGCUCACCCAGCCCCCAAGUCGCUCCCUCCUUCGUUCUCUGCCUGAAGCUGGCUUUGACAUUGAGCUGCAGCGGUUACUACAAAAACAACAUGAAGGUGGCCGUUAAGACGCUGAAGGAGGGAACCAUGUCUCCGGAAGCCUUCCUGGGCGAGGCCAACGUGAUGAAAGCUCUGCAGCACGAGCGGCUGGUCCGACUCUACGCCGUGGUCACCAAGGAGCCCAUCUACAUUGUCACCGAGUACAUGGCCAGAGGAUGCCUGCUGGAUUUCCUGAAGACGGAUGAAGGGAGCAGAUUGUCACUCCCAAGGCUGAUUGACAUGUCGGCGCAGAUUGCUGAAGGGAUGGCAUACAUUGAGCGCAUGAAUUCCAUCCACCGUGACCUGCGGGCGGCCAACAUCCUGGUGUCUGAGGCCUUGUGCUGCAAAAUUGCUGAUUUUGGCUUGGCUCGAAUCAUCGACAGUGAAUACACGGCCCAAGAGGGGGCCAAGUUCCCCAUCAAGUGGACAGCCCCGGAAGCCAUCCACUUCGGGGUCUUCACCAUCAAAGCAGACGUGUGGUCGUUUGGCGUCCUCCUGAUGGAAGUUGUCACUUAUGGGCGGGUGCCAUACCCAGGGAUGAGCAACCCCGAGGUCAUCCGCAACCUGGAGCGCGGCUACCGCAUGCCGCGCCCCGACACAUGCCCGCCGGAGCUGUACCGCGGCGUCAUCGCCGAGUGCUGGCGCAGCCGGCCCGAGGAGCGGCCCACCUUCGAGUUCCUGCAGUCGGUGCUGGAGGACUUCUACACGGCCACCGAGCGGCAGUACGAGCUGCAGCCCUAGCCGGCCGCGCCCGCCUGCGCCCCGUACCCACCUCUGCGCGGACGACCCCGGCUUCCGUGCCAGCCCAGAAGGGCCGCGAAGGCGGGGUGUCGGCUGUGCCCUUUUCUCAGACCCGGAAACCAGUGGGCAGAGGCAGCUUCGCAGGGGGUCCCCGGACGGACUCCUUCACCGACUGUGUACCCUCGGGCGAGUUACGCGGCCUCUCUGUGCCGCCUCAUUUGUAAAGAGGGCUGUAACAGUGACCUCGCACGGUCACCCGGAGUUUUCAGUUAGCCCCAGUAAGGUGUUCAGGACUGGUAAGCGACUGUCAUCAAGUAAGGCCCCCGUGCUGGGCGCCCCCGGUGCUGGCCGCGUCCCCGCCGCUGCGCCCUGCGUGGACCCCGCCCUGCCCCGCUGCAGAAACCAGACUGGGUCUCCCGGACGCCAGCAGGGGCAGCCCCAGCCUAGGCUGCGCUCCAGCACUGCGGGGCUUUUCCGCAAUAAAGUCACGAGUGUUCGAGC